CACUGCAUUCCCAGGGUAGGUAGUCUCAGAUCAUGGACUACCAACUUCGGCUAUUCUCGGCAGAUGUCGUCCUAUGUCGUCCCACUUUCCUGGGUAGUCCCUUAUGUAACGCCGGAUGACUACUGUGGACUCCCACGUCUGAGGUUAUUCUUGACAUUCUAGCCUGGUCUAGCCCAGUUCGCGCCCACGGUAGUCCAAUCCCAUCUCACCCGGCGCCUAUUCAGCUCCCCGCGCCCUGCGCUCCUCAGUGGCUCCUAUGUAGUACCUUUGAUGACCCAGUGACACUUCGCUCGGACAUCAAUCUGAGAGCACGACUGUUGACAGUGGUAUUACGUAAGGAACAAAUGCCAAGAUGAGACGCUGAGAGAUGAGGGUGUCGGUAUCUGCCAUUGGCUGAUGCUGGUAGUCCACGGUGGUUCAUAGACAGACUACACAGGUAGCCCAGAUAUCGGUCCCGGGCGCCCAUGAUGUGGACCGAUAUAGGUAGCCCACGUGCGUCGACCUGUCUAGCCCAUCAUCGCCCACACUCGGCUACUAAUCGGUCCCACGCGCCCACGUGAGGACUACCUAUCCUGGGAAUGCAG
Mycena citricolor is the source of this 584-nucleotide messenger RNA. The record is from the annotation of a GenBank genome assembly. NCBI's taxonomy places the organism in Eukaryota, Fungi, Basidiomycota, Agaricomycetes, Agaricales, Mycenaceae.